AACAAAUCCCGGCGUGCCCCGGGCGGCUUGGGGUGGAGGGUUCUAGAAGGCGUGACGUGGGGUCGGGAGCGGGCUCAGAAGCGGGCGCCUCUUGGCAGUCGCUGUGGCAGCCGCUGCCGGGACUGGGGCCGCGGGCGGCCGGGGCCGCGGGCGCAGCCUCCUCAUCUCUCCGGCCAUGGCCGCGCUUGGCCGGCCUUUCAGCGGCCUCCCGCUGAGAGGCGGCUCGGACUUCCUACAGCCGCCACCGGCUUUCCCCGGCCGGGCCUCUCCGCCGGGGGCGGACGGCACCGAGCUGGCCCCGCGGUGGGAACCCCGCGCCGCCCCGAGCAGCCCGGGCGGGAGCGCGGCGCGCGGACGUGUUUCAGUUCACCAUAGAAAGAAACACAAGCGAGAGGAGGAGGAGGAUGAGUAAUUGUCCAGUAAGAAAGAAAAGGCUAACUGAAGCAGGGCUCUGUGCUGGUCCUAAUGACUGGAUUCUUUGUGCACAUCAGGAUAUAGAGGGUCAUGGAGUAAAUCCGUGCACUAGUGGCCUUUCUGCACCUGGCAUGUUAGAUGUUAUUUGUGAAGAGAUGGAUCAGACAACGGGAGAACCACAGUGUGAAGUUGCCCGAAGGAGGCUUCAGGAAAUUGAGGACAGAAUAAUAGACGAAGAUGAAGAAGUUGAAGCUGACAGAAAUAUUAACCAUCUUCCCAGCCUUGUCCUUUCUGAUACCAUGAAAACAGGUUUGAAGAGGGAAUUUGAUGAAGUCUUUACAAAGAAAAUGAUUGAGUCCAUGAGCCGUCCUUCCAUGGAGCUUGUGCUCUGGAAACCUCUCCCUGAACUCCUUUCUGAUAAGCCAAAGCUGUCAUCUAAUGCUAAGAACUACACAGGAGAGAGCCAAACUAAGCAUGCAGCUGCUGGCACUGCCUACCCUCAAAGAACUGAACUGUUCUUGGAACCUCGGCAAACAGGGUUGCCUGUUUACACUAGUUUGGAGACAGCUGCUUGCACAGAAGAAGAGAUGGAACUCUAGACACCAGUUUCUAUACUAAAGUUGUCAAAUUUUAGAAGGCUUAUGUGUUCAGUCAUGAGCCUGCUUGUACAGUAUAGGGACUUGAAAGUUUUGAAACGGGUGUAAUAGCUCCACCUGUGAUUUGGGGUGCGACUCUCAUUUUGGGUAGCCAUUUCUUGAAUUCAACUUUUGCCAAGGAAACUUGUCUCAAGGGAAAAGCAGUUCUCUAGGGGUCUUAUUAAAGGAAUAAGGAGUACAUUCUGCAAAGUCAAGUAUAGAAGCUAUAUGUGUAAGCAUGACUUUUAAGUCAUCUGUCACAUUGUCUAUAUCAUUCAGAUACUUGAGUUGAAAAAGAUGCAUUAAGGAAGUAGGAUGCUCUCCUACUAUGUGUACUUCGACAGUCGAGCCACAACUUCAUCUGUAGAUAAUGAGCUCUGUUUACAGUGGUGACUAUAUAUGAUUGGG
Molecule: messenger RNA, 1457 nt
Organism: Lipotes vexillifer (Yangtze River dolphin)
Lineage: Eukaryota; Metazoa; Chordata; Mammalia; Artiodactyla; Lipotidae
Gene: CCDC117
Product: coiled-coil domain containing 117
Exons: 5
Coding region: 405-1013 (202 amino acids)
Source: RefSeq, a predicted model, not a curated record